Messenger RNA from Corylus avellana, 3306 nucleotides. NCBI's taxonomy places the organism in Eukaryota, Viridiplantae, Streptophyta, Magnoliopsida, Fagales, Betulaceae. The record is from RefSeq and is a predicted model, not a curated record.
AUGAUGCUAAUAAUAGAAAGGCCCUCCAGUAUUCUCCUGCUCUUGGGUUUUCUGUUAGUGCAGUCAUGCACGCUUGAGUCAGCCCAAUCUUCACCCAACUUUACCGACCAAUCAUCUCUCCUUGCCUUCAAUUCUAAAAUUACUUCCGGUCCAAACGAAACUGUCUUGGCUGGUAACUGGUCCACAACUACAAACUUCUGCGAUUGGAUUGGGGUUUCAUGUAGCAGACGAAGGCAAAGAGUCAUUGCUUUGGACCUUUCCUACAUGGGUCUCCAAGGCACCAUUUCUCCUCAUAUUGGUAACCUCUCUUUCCUAGUUUAUCUCAAUCUACGCAACAAUAGCUUUUUUGGUUCUCUGCCUCAUGAGAUCAGUCACCUACAUCGCUUGAGAAUACUCCAGCUGUCAUCCAACCUGUUGGAAGGUAGCAUCCCUCCAACUUUGCAUAAUUGUCAGAAUCUUCAAGAAAUACAUCUAAUGAGUAACCAUCUUACGGGCGCAAUUCCAUCAACCCUCGCCAACAUGUCUAUGUUAGAGGUCUUGAAUUUGCAAUACAACAGCCUCACUGGUCCACUUCCUCUUGUCAUCUUUAACAUAUCCUCUCUUACCAUAAUUGCUCUUUCAGAAAAUCACAUCUCAGGUACUCUUCCAAUGGAUCUCUGCAUCCGUUGUCCUAAACUUCUUGGGCUUCAUCUUUCACACAACAAAUUCAGUGGCCAGCUCCCUUCACAAGUGAACAACUGUAGAGAGCUUGUAGUAUUAUCUCUGUCAUACAAUAAAUUUGGUGGGAAUAUUCCAAAAGGUAUUGGAAGUUUAGAAAAGCUUGAAUUGCUAGAUCUUAGAAUUAAUUACUUAACCGGUAAUAUACCUCCUACCUUAAGUAACUUGUCGAGGCUACACGUGUUCGACAUUACAGUUAACAAUAUUAAUGGAAGCAUUCCCAGUGAUUUAUGGCGUCUUCCGAAUCUGUCGAUAUUGAAUUUUGGAUUCAAUUAUCUCGUAGGGGAAAUCCCCAAAAACCUUUUCAACAUUUCCUCCCUACAAGAAAUAUGCUUACUAAGUAAUUUCCUAUCUGGCAAUCUUCCAUCAAAUAUUGGGCUUUCUUGCCCAAAUCUUGAAACUUUGAUGUUUGGUCGAAACAAAUUUAGUGGUCUUAUCCCAUCGUUGCUUUCAAAUUGUUCCAAGCUUGUUGUAGUAGAUUUUAGUAACAACUUUCUCUCUGGACCAAUACCCACAAGUCUUGGAAACUUAAAACAUCUCCAAAAGCUUCGUCUUGAUAUCAAUCAGUUAAUAGGGAAGCCAGAAGAUCAAGAAUUUAGCUUCCUUUCAUCCUUAUCUAAUUGUAGAUUUUUGGAAGAACUGUCCAUAUCCUACAAUCCCUUGGAUAUUACUCUUCCGAAUUCCAUUGGAAAUUACUCUGAUUCCCUCCACUCCAUUUAUGCAUUCCAAAGCCAAAUAAAGGGUCACAUUCCUAUGGGAAUCGGUUCCUUGAAAGGCUUGACCUCGCUUGUUUUGGGCCAUAACAAUUUGACCGGAAACGUACCGUCGACAAUUGGAGGGUUGGAGGCGUUACAAAGACUAUGUCUUUUGGAUAAUAAAAUUGAAGGAUUUAUUCCAGAAGAUAUAUGUCAGUUAAAGAACUUAGGCGAGUUAGAUCUCUCAAACAACAAAAUUUCUGGAUCCAUCCCAAAUUGCAUUUCAAACCUCAAUCAUCUGCAAAGGCUAUACCUGAAUUCUAAUAGGCUAGAAUCACCAAUACCAUUUAAUAUAUGGAGCCUUGAAAAUCUGUUGUUUUUGAACCUAUCAUCCAAUUUCCUUGGUGGAUAUUUGUCUCCAAACAUGAAAAAAUUGGAUGUUAUUGAAUAUGUGGAUUUAUCUCAUAACGAAAUUACUGGAGAUAUUCCAAGCAUCAUUGGAGCUUUUGAAAGCCUAAGUUAUCUUGAUUUGUCAAGAAACUCGUUUCAAAGAGACAUUCCAAAAUCUUUUGGAGACUUGAAAGGAUUGGAUAUCUUAGACCUCUCAUAUAAUAAUCUCUCUAGUACAAUUCCUAAGUCUCUUGAGGCACUUUCACAUCUCAAGUAUUUGAACGUGUCUUUCAACAAGCUAUCUGGAGAAAUUCCAUCUACUGGGCCUUUUGCAAACUUCACAGCUAAAUCAUUUUCAGGAAACAGAGCACUUUGUGGGAAUUCAAUUUUUCAGGUUCCACCUUGUCCAAGCCCAGGCUCCAAAGGAUCAAUGGUGAAACAAAGUCCGCUUAAAUAUUUUCUUCCUAAUAUUGGUUCAGUUAUAAUUUGUCUAGCAUUGGUUUAUAUGCUGAGAAGACACCGAGAAAGUAAAACACAGCUUCCAAGUUUCUUUGAUACAUUGCAUCCAUUGGAACAUAAAAUGAUAUCAUAUCAAGAGCUAUGCCAAGGAACAAAUAACUUUUGUGAAAGCAACUUGCUUGGAGCUGGAGGUUUUGGUUUUGUGUACAAAGGGAUGCUAUUUGACGGGACAAUUGUUGCUGUUAAAGUUCUAAAUUUGCAACUGUCGGGUGCUUUCAAAAGUUUCGAUGUUGAAUGCAAGGUCUUACAAGCAAUCCGACAUAGGAAUCUUGUUAAGGUUAUAAGUACAUGCUCCAACCUCGAGUUCAAAGCUUUAGUACUGCAAUACAUGUCGAACGGUAGCCUUGAAAGGUGGUUGUACUCUUAUAACUACUGCUUGAAUCUUAUUCAAAAAGUAAACAUUAUGGUUGAUGUUGCAUCAGCAUUAGACUAUCUCCACCACGGUCAAUCAGAAUCUGUGGUACACUGUGAUUUGAAGCCUUCCAAUAUCCUUCUGGAUGAGGACAUGAUUGCACACGUGGGUGAUUUUGGCAUUGCAAAGAUUUUGGUCGAAAACGAGGAUGCUACACAAACCCAAUUUCUUGGUACACUUGGUUACAUCGCACCAGAGUAUGGGUUUCAAGGAAAAGCGUCCAUCAAAGGCGACAUUUAUAGCUACGGUAUAAUAUUGCUGGAGAUGAUCUCAAGGAAGAAACCUACCAACGACAUGUUUGUAGGAGAAUUAACUUUGAGGCAAUGGAUAAAUAUGUCAUUUCCUGACAGAAUGAUGGAAGUUGUUGAUGAAGGUUUAUUGAAAACAGAAAAUGGAAGGGAUGUAACUGUCAUGCAAAAUGUUCUUUCAUCCGUCAUAGAAUUGGGCUCAAUGUGUUCUAAAGAGUUACCAAAUAAAAGAGUCAAUAUCAGAAAUGUGCUUUCCAAGCUUAAAAAAAUCAAACGAACACUUUUUGAAAACAAAAAUGUAGUGUCUGAUAUCUUUGAUCUUUGA